AUGGAGCUUCCUCAACCACCGCAAGAUCAAGAUCUCCGAAACAUAAUAGACAAACUGGCCCAGUUCGUCGCAAGAAAUGGACCGGAGUUCGAGAAAAUGACGAAAAACAAGCAAAAGAACAAUCCUAAGUUUAGUUUCCUGUACGGCGGGGAGUAUUUCAACUACUAUCAAUACAAAGUGACGACAGAGCAAGCAAUUCUAAAGCAAUCGGCCGGUGGGCAGUCUGUUUCCGCGCCCGUCGGGGCUUAUAUGGCACAGAACAGGCAAUAUGUAAUGCCCCAACAGGGCGGUGCUACGGCCGCGCAGCUGGGUCUUGCGGCAUCGAUGGCGGUGGCGCCGGCGCUUCAGCAAUGGCUGGCAGCGAACUCCGGCCCGCCAGCUGCACCCAGCCAUCACUCACACGACAUCGACAACAUCAAUGCACAGAUCAACAUGCUUAAAGAGCAAAUUACUCAGUCGGAAAAUAAUCUCAAUGCUCAGCAUACAGUGUUGAUACAGCAACAGCAAGCUAAAAUCAAUGAAUUGGUCAGCAAAGCGCAAGUGGAGACCAUCCAGAUCAUGGCUGAAGAAAACAACAUCAAUCUCAAUGAACUAGACAGCAUUUUGCAACCUAUAAUAGACACAUGUACUAAAGAUAGCAUUUCUUCAGGGAAAGGGUGGAUUUUGCAACAUGCAACCUCACAUGAUGCUGGCAAAGUGAUAUCACAGCAUCUCCUUAGGAAGGUCACUCAACCUGGAGCUGCUUUCACACAAAAACUUCACAUCAUUUAUCUCGUAAAUGACGUCCUUCACCACUGUGCACGCAAAAACGCAGAAGAUCUCAAGAAAAAUUUGGAAAAUGUGGUGGUACCAAUGUUUUGCAAUGCCAGUAUAGCGGUAACAGAGGAGCAGGAGGCGAAGUUAAACAAGUUGCUUCGCUUGUGGGAAUCUAAGUCGAACUAUUUCGAGUCAGCCGUCAUUGAAAAAAUGAAGAGCCCAACAAGUUCCUACCAAGAGUAUCAGAACAACUUGAUAGCGCAACACUCUAACGCCAUCUCACAUUUAACACAACAAACUAAAUCUACUUUUGAAAAUUACCAGUCCCAGCAUCAGGCAUUUGUUGCCCACACAAUGCAACAGAUACAGCAGCUGGAGAUGCAAAAGCAUGCCCUUGAAUUGCAAAAUCAGGAACAAAACGAGAAUAUGCAACAGCAAAAUAUGGGACCAUUUCAAAACAAUAAUUUUAACGAUCAAAGCUUUUCGCAAAUGGGAGGUUUUCACGAUCAAAGCUAUAAUUCAAGCCACCAACAGUAUGGGAGCGAGAGUGGAGAUAACUAUGCAUCUAAUAACAGUAUGAGCGGAAAUGAAAACAGUUAUGAUAGUCAAAUGUUCGAUCAAAUAACUGGACAUAAGAAAAAUGAUAUUGAGGAACCAGAUUUGUCAAAUCUUCCAAAUGUUAAUUUCUCUCAACCUCCUCCUGGUUUUACACCUCAAGAGAAUCCAGCAUUGUUAGCAUUCCAAAAUGGUCUUCCAGAUCUGAGCAAGCCCCCACCUGGAUUUAUUCCAUUCCCAGAAAUAAACAAUGAAGACUUAAUGCCUUCCGUACCAUAUUUUGAGUUGCCUGCAGGGUUGAUGGUGCCUUUAAUAAUGCUCGAAGAAGAUAGAUACAGACCUCUGGAUCCGGCAAAAAUUCGUCUACCUCCACCAGCUCCGCCAAAUGAAAGGUUACUUGCAGCUGUUGACGCUUUUUAUGCAUCGCCAAAUCAUGAGCGCCCCAGAGAUAAUGAGGGCUGGGAAAAACUGGGACUUUAUGAGUACUACAAAGCCAAAAAUGCGGCAAGGAAGCGCAAAGAAGAAGACAUCGCCCAAGGAAUAAGGGAGCGCUCAAAAUCGCCAAGCCCAAUACCUAAAGACCUACAAAAACAACCUACUCCACCUGGAAGGAGAUACAGGUCAAAGAGCAAAACUCCUGAGAAAUUAUCACCAGCAAAGUCGAAGUCAAGAUCACCGUCACCACGACGGAAACAAACCUCAUGGAGAAGGGAACGAGACAGAGACAGUCGUCGACGGUCACGGUCCAGAUCGCGGUCACGGUCACGAAGCAAAUCCCGAGAGCGAGAGCGAGAUCGUGAUCGCCCUCGAGACUCACCUCCUAGAUCGCGACGCGUCGAACGUUCCAGAUCACCAACUCCACCAAGUUUCCUCACUGCUUCAUUUCAAACAUCAUCUAGUGGUUUGGACCCCACUAACAAAGGUCACCAGUUGCUACAGAAGAUGGGCUGGAGUGCUGGAGGGCUAGGUGCCUCUGGACAAGGCAUAGCAGAGCCCAUCAGUGGAGGUACAGUUCGAGACAAACAAGAUCAAUAUAAAGGUGUUGGCGUAAACCUCAAUGAUCCGUACGAAAAUUUUAGGAAAAACAAAGGUGCAGCAUUUAUUACACGAAUGAAGGAAAGAGCACUUGAACGAUCAUCGUGA
This is a messenger RNA of Parnassius apollo (apollo), 2454 nucleotides long. The record is from the annotation of a GenBank genome assembly. Lineage: Eukaryota; Metazoa; Arthropoda; Insecta; Lepidoptera; Papilionidae.